GGGCCGUGCGGCAAGAUGGCGGCGCCCCUCCCCUGGCCCCCGCCCCUUCCCAUGCGGCGCUGCGGCAAGAUGGCGCUGGCCGGGGGGACGGCGCUGCUGCGGGCGGUGGUCGGCGGCCUGCGGGGCCCGGGGCGGCCGCUGUGGGCUCGGGACGCCCCCCAGCUCUGCAGCACCCAGGCAGCAGCUAAGGCCCCCCCGACACCCCCGUCCCCCUACCAGGAGAAGCCGUGGGCGUACCUGGAGAGUGAAGAGUACCGUGCGACCUACGGUGACAACCCCGUCUGGCAUGGCUACCGCCGCAACCACAAAGGUGCCAUCCCACCCCAGCGCACCCGCAAGACCUGCUUGCGCAAGGGGAAGCUGGUGGGAAACCCCUGCCCCAUCUGCCGCGAUCGCAACCUCCAUGUGGAUUUCCGGAAUGUGAAGCUCCUGGACCAGUUUAUCUGCCCCCACUCAGGCGUCAUCUUCCACCCCACAUACACAGGGGUCUGCAUGAGGCAGCACAAGCUCCUAUCCAAGGCCAUCACGCAGGCGCAGGAACACGGUCUCCUAUGGCUACAGGUGGCCUACGUGCCUGUCCCUCAGGAAGAUUUCUCCAACCGACACCCAGCUGUUGGCAAAACCCCGCCAGCACCCACCCUGGCCCCCGGACACCCUUGGUAUCCCUGGUACGAGUGGCAGCCUCCCCCUGCUGCCGACAUCGCCCGCAUGCGCCGCCUCUACAAGGAUUACUUGAAGGAAAAAGAAUCUCCACCGGCCGUGGGGACACCCAUGGAUACACCUCCAGCUCCCUGCGUGGAGCCCAGGGGGGAAUAAAGCGUUUACAA
Falco peregrinus (peregrine falcon) is the source of this 827-nucleotide messenger RNA. RefSeq names its product mitochondrial ribosomal protein S18B (gene MRPS18B). Gene Ontology annotation, biological process: mitochondrial translation. The coding region runs from base 16 to 816 and encodes 266 amino acids. The transcript is spliced from 7 exons. The record is from RefSeq and is a predicted model, not a curated record. NCBI's taxonomy places the organism in Eukaryota, Metazoa, Chordata, Aves, Falconiformes, Falconidae. Gene Ontology annotation, molecular function: structural constituent of ribosome. Gene Ontology annotation, cellular component: ribosome; mitochondrion.